AUGAACUCAGAAACCGUCGAGACUAUUCGGGCGGUCAUCCCCUUACUCCCUCUCAUUCUCCGUCACUCUCUCCUUCACAUUCUCCGCAUCUCAGAUACGGCCAAGUAUCUCGACCUUCAUAGCUCCCUCGUGGUCGCCUGCCUCCGCGAGCUGCUCGUCCCCCCAAACCCCCACAGCAUCUCUUCCACGCAGAAGCUCACCCUUCGAGAUCCCGGCAUAAGAGGCCACAUAUGGGUCAGCAAGUAUGCCAGCCCGAGGCCACCAGAGACUUCCAUCCGCGACACCCUCAUCAGCACCCUCGAACGUCUCGGGGGCGCCACCACAUGCCGGGUCCCGGUGCCCGACCUGGUCGACGUCGAGGCCGAGUGGACUGGCCACCGCCCCGGUGUGGCCCGCGGCGCUCCGCUGCCUGACGUGUCGGAGCGGGAGCGGUACCACGGCAUGAUGCGCGAGUGCCGCCGUCCGACGACGGUCCUGUACUUGCACGGCGGCGCCUACUACCUCUGCGACCCCUCGACGCACCGCCCCGCGACCAAGAAGCUGGCCGAGCUGACGGGUGGCCGGUGCUACUCGGUGCGUUAUCGCCUCGCACCACAGCACCCGUUCCCUGCUGCGUUGCUCGAUGCGCUGGUGUCUUAUUUCACCCUGCUGUACCCUCCUCCGGAUGCGUACCACGAUCCUGUGCAGCCGGAGCACAUUGUGAUUGCCGGUGAUAGUGCUGGCGGCAAUCUUGCGCUCUCGCUGCUCCAGCUCAUUCUCGAGCUCCGUCAGCAAGACUCUCGGAUUCUAUGGCACGGCGAGCUGCGUGAGGUUCCAAUGCCAGCUGGCAUUGCAGUUAACUCUCCCUGGGUAGACGUCACACAGAGCUCGCCGACAUGGGAGAUGACCACGCCGACGCCGUACGACUACCUCCCUAAGCCCGAGACCAUGGACAAACUGGAUAUCCCGCCAUGUGAUGCCUGGCCCUCGAACCCGCCAAGGCGCAACAUGUACAUUGCCGACGACCUAGCAGCGCACCCGCUAGCAUCUCUCGUCAUGGCUCGUAGCUGGAAGGGCGCGCCGCCCGUCUACAUAUGCACAGGAUGGGAGAUCCUCGCCUACGAGGACAAGUACCUCGCGCGUAAGCUCGAGGCCGACGGCGUGCGGGUCGUGUUUGAGGAGUACGAGGCCAUGCCGCACUGCUUCGCGCUGCUACUGCGCGACGUACCCGCCACGCGCCGGUGUUACGACGGAUGGGCGGCUUUCAUCCGCGCCGCUGUAGAAGACCCCGCAGCGAUUGAGACGAGAGCUGUGACAGUCAAGGCGAGGACAUUGGAAGAGGUGCCAUUGCGGUUUGAAGAGCUCAGCGAUGUGUCAGAGAAAGAGAUACAAGAGAGGCCUUCCAUAAUCCCCGUUAUCAAUCAUAUCGGCAUCGUCAUCACCCCCAUCGGCUCCGCCCCCACAGCCUCCGGCUUCCGAACCCGACACCGGCCGGACCCACUAAAAUUCUCCAACUUGCCUGAUCCGCAAGCUCCAAGCUCCCUCCAACAUCAUUCAACCACCAUCCCCGAGGGGUUCCCCACGAUACCAAUGGAGCGCCACAAGCAGGCUGUCGCCUCCAUUGCCUCGGCCGUCCGCGGCUUCUUCGAGCGGCGCGAGCCAUACCGCAUCUUCCAUGGCUCCACGAACAGCACCCGUCCUCAGCUGACCGGUAAGCCCGUCGUCGACAUCAGCGCCCUUCGCAAUGUUCUCCAGGUCGAUCAUGCCGCUCGCACCGCCCUUGUCGAGCCCAAUGUGCCAAUGGAUAAGCUCGUCGAGUCCACUCUCAAGCAUGGUCUCGUCCCCCCCGUCGUCAUGGAGUUUCCCGGCAUCACAGCCGGAGGCGGCUUCGCGGGCACGGCGGGCGAGAGCUCAUCGUUCAAGUACGGUUUCUUCAACGAUACGGUCAAUUGGGCCGAGAUUGUGCUCGGAAACGGAGAGGUUGUUCGUGCGUCGCGGGAGGAGCGUGCUGACCUCUUCCGCGGCGCCGCUGGUGCCGUCGGCUCCCUCGGCGUGACCACGCUGCUUGAGCUGCAGCUCAAGGAGGCUAAGAAGUUUGUUCGCACUACAUAUCAUCGCACCAGCAGCGUCGCCGAGGCCGUUGCCCGUAUCCGCGCAGAGACCGAAAACCCCGCCAACGACUACGUCGACGGUAUCCUCUUCUCCAAGGACCAUGGCGUAGUUGUCACUGGUACCCUGACCGAUGACAAGCCCGCCGAUACCAAGAUCCAGACCUUCAGUGGUGCCUGGGAUCCCUGGUACUACCUCCACGUCCAAGAUCGCACUCGCAACGUUCCCUCCGCUGGUCCUACCGUUGACUCCGCCGCCUCGUCCUCCUCUCCUGUCGAUUACAUCCCCCUCGCUGAAUACUUCUUCCGCUAUGACCGUGGCGGCUUCUGGGUAGGCGCAGCAGCCUUUGACUACUUCAAGGGUGUACCCUUCAACCGAUUCUUCCGCUGGUUCCUCGACGACUUCCUCCAUACUCGCAUGCUCUACCGCGCCCUCCACGGCAGCGGUGAAUCCGCCCGCUUCAUCGUUCAGGACCUCGGGCUGCCCUACCGCACCGCCGAGGCCUUUGUCGACUACACGGCCGAGAACUUUAACAUCUGGCCCCUUUGGUUGUGUCCCCUGAAACAGACUCCUCCUCCCACCUUCCACCCGCACACUGGUGAGGCCGAGACUGCUGCUGACGGCACUGUGUCGACCCCUCCGUCUCUGAACAUUGGCUUAUGGGGCUGGGGCCCCACUGACCCGGAUGAAUUUGUUACCAAGAACCGCGCUCUCGAGGACAAGCUUGUCGAGCUAGGCGGUCUUAAGUGGCUUUAUGCGCACACCUACUACAACGAGGAGGAGUUCUGGAAGCUCUAUGACAGACCCUGGUAUGAGGCUCUUAGGAAGAAGUACCACGCCGAUACGCUACCGACCGUCCACGACAAGGUCAAGGUUGAUGUCGAGGCCCGCAAGGAGCAGCGUCAGAAGUGGAAGCGCUCCCUCAAGAGCAAGCCGCCGUUGGGUGGUCUGUAUGGUAUCUGGAAGGGUAUCCAGAGCAAGGAUUACAUGCUGCAUCGCCACGCCGAGUGGAAGUUCAAGGAGAAGAAAUAG
This is a messenger RNA of Fusarium falciforme, 3120 nucleotides long. RefSeq lists its product as hypothetical. NCBI's taxonomy places the organism in Eukaryota, Fungi, Ascomycota, Sordariomycetes, Hypocreales, Nectriaceae. Gene Ontology annotation, cellular component: cytoplasm; membrane. Bases 1 to 3120 code for a protein of 1039 amino acids. Gene Ontology annotation, biological process: steroid metabolic process. The record is from RefSeq and is a predicted model, not a curated record. Gene Ontology annotation, molecular function: FAD binding; Delta24(24-1) sterol reductase activity; hydrolase activity. The transcript has 3 exons.